Aplysia californica (California sea hare) is the source of this 829-nucleotide messenger RNA. Its product is annotated as MORN repeat-containing protein 2. Lineage: Eukaryota; Metazoa; Mollusca; Gastropoda; Aplysiida; Aplysiidae. The record is from RefSeq and is a predicted model, not a curated record. The transcript has 4 exons. The coding region runs from base 100 to 540 and encodes 146 amino acids.
CAUAGUUUCGUUUACAAAUGGUUUCCGCAGAUUGGAACACAGAUAAUUUCGAGAGUGACUGUCUCAUUUCUUCAAAGUUAAGGAUCGUUGGGUUAAAAAAUGCCAGGGGAGAAGAAAGACAAGAAGAAGGAGAAGGGUCCUGCUGAGAUAACGUCAUGUGUAUACAUGUUUCCAAAUGGAGAUAAGUAUGAGGGUGAUUGCAUACAAACCGAUGCUGGCUCCAUUGAGAGAACUGGUCAAGGAAUUCACACGAGUGUGACAGGCAUUGUGUACCAAGGCUCAUGGGAAAAUGACAGGAUGAAUGGUCAAGGUAAACUGACCAACCCAUCAAAUGCUUCCUACGAAGGCGACUUUGUCAACAAUCAGUUUCAUGGUAAAGGAAAAUACUGCUGGCCAAAUGGUUCCUUUUAUGAGGGACAAUUUGUUGAAAAUAGAAUGGAAGGUGAGGGAGAGUUCACGGACACAGAGGGCCAAGUGUGGACAGGGACCUUCCGCUAUAAGGCUGCCCCAGGACUCAAGUUUAAGCUGGCCAUGGCUUAAUGUAUAGGAAAGAAAGACUGAUGUGUGUAUGUGUGGGAGUGCGCUCUUGUAUGUGUGUGAGUGUGUUCUUGUAUGUGAUGUGUGUGUGUGUGUGUGUGUGUGUGUGUGUGUGUGUGUGUGUGUGUGUGUGUGUGUGUGUGUGUGUGUGUGUGUAUGUGUGUGUUUGUUUUUAAAAAAAAAUUUUAUUCUUAAAGAAAGAGCAGAGAGUAAGAGAACGAAAAGAAAAGACAGUGGCACUUGAUGAAAAUGUUAGACAGGUUGAAUAAAGAAAAUGAUGUUUGUAAUAGAC